AAAGACAUCACCCAUGUCUACUACCAUCAAAUGGCACAUGAAAGGCUGACAUUCCAAAAAGCAAUUGAAAUAACCAAUGAAUUGAGAAAGUUGAUCCCAAUUGGAACGUUAAACUUCUACGACCUUCCUUUGAAUGACUCUGACCUUGGGGGUCUUUCUGUUGAACAAGAUCCUGAUUCAUUAUGGAAAUGGUUUGAUAUUGACUUUUUCAUAUACAUUUGCAAAGGUAAAGUCUGCCAAGUACUAAGCUACCUACAAUUCCUUAUUGAUUUUCAAUUUAUGAAGGCUACAUUUAGAAUAGUAUCAUUCAAAGAAGAUUCAAGUGUUAAAAUAUGUAAGGUCAGACUAUAUGGGGUUCCCUUGGAUAUUCAAGGUGGUCGAUAUAUACAAGAAUGGAGAGCACUGACACCGAAAUCUUAUAACAUUGAUAAGAACUAUCAACGAUAUCUUGAUUCCAUUUUGCCUUAUAUCGACUUUAGCAAUCGUGGUUGGUUACUUGAUGAUGGUAAGGUGAUUCCAUUAGAGCAUUUGCUCCCAUUGGUGCUCUUGCGCUGUAAGGAGACCAUAAAGCAAGAAGAUCUUUCCAUUGAAGAAUUUAAUUUCCAUGUAGAAAGAUGGACCAAUAAUUCUACAGUUGUUCCUUAUAAAGGUCCUUCUUCAAACUCCAGUUCAUUUAGUAAAAGGAUUAGAGAUAUUUAUAACGAGGUUCCUUCACCAGUUGUUAAUCAUAAUAUACAAGUUCACACAUCAAUAACAGGAGUCACUUCCACUUUGUACCCUUUUCAAGCAAGAUCAGUGGCCAAAAUGUUGGAAAAGGAAACAAUACCAGGUCGAGCAUUGGUUCCCAAUUUGAUCCUGGUGAAAUGUCCUGAUGGAUCUCAAGAGUAUUACUUUGAUUUGAAAACUAAAUGUAUAUUUGAAUCUCCUGAAUUGCUUUCAUUGCCCCGUGGUGGCAUCCUUGCUGAAAAUAUGGGAUUAGGUAAAACCCUAAUCUCUUUGAGCUUAAUAUCGGCUUCUAAAUACGAAGUUUCCAAAAUACCUCUGGAUUUACUUAUACAUAAUAGUGAAGAGUCUGAAAUUCCUGAAUAUGAAUUCAAGGGCAAUUUUUCCAAGCCUGUAAAAGAGAAGAUGAAUGUGAAAAGUUUGGUUGAAAUAUGCUCCGAUAUUAUUGGACAAGACUCUAUACCAUGGAAACAUCAUAUUAACAAUCUACCACAAUCAGUAAUAGCAACAUUAACAAAUAAUCCAGGAUAUUUUCGUAUACCUUUAGACAAUGAUGAAUUUGUAUCUCCUUACUCCCAACGCAAGAGACAUCUGCUUAGGAGAGUUGAGCGAGGUGUUUUCAAUUUUCGAAAAUUGUAUCUUUGCAGCACUACCCUUGUUAUUGUUCCUGAUAACUUGUUCAUACAAUGGAAUGAAGAAACCAAUAAGCAUUUGGAACCAGGGUAUCUCAAGAUCUUAUUCAUAUCCAACUAUUAUAAAAUGAAACAACCAGACUCAUGCAACACCUACUCCGAUUUUAUCCCGUUGGAACCUACCAUCCUUAUACAAUAUGAUCUAAUUCUUCUUUCACGUACUAUAUUUGCUAGGAGCGUUGAUAAUGACAGCAACCCAUUGGCAUCAAGUUUUUUGGCACGCUCGUUAUUCGCAGAACGUAAAUGGGCAGUUACAGGGACUCCGACUUCGGGAUUAACUCGCUUGUACAUGGAUGAACUUGAGCAGCAUCAGGCAAGAAAGUCGAAAUAUGUGGUCAAGAACUCUUUUAAUGAGAAAGCCGAUUUACAGAAAUUAGGUAUAAUAAUAGGAAAUUUCCUCAAACUUGAACCGUUUGCGAGCCAGCCUAAACUAUGGAACUCGCAAAUUAUUCAACCAUUGCUAGCCAAUUAUUAUGGUUCUGAAUUGUUAUUUUCUAAUUUGUUGCACUCAAUUAUGGUUAGACAUAAUCCAAGAGAUGUGGAACAAGAUUUGGAAUUGCCACCAUUGCAUCAUGAUGCGGUUUUCCUUGAACCAUCGUACCACAACAUCAUGUCUAUAAAUUUGUUCACGGCUGUGCUAGCUGUUAAUGCAGUUACUUCUGAAAGAACAGACGUUGAUUAUAUGUUCCAUCCCUCAAAUCGACUGCAAUUACGUAAGUUAAUCACAAAUUUACAGAGAGCUACCUUUUAUUGGACCGGUUUCAAACAAGAAGAUGUGGAAACAUUGAUCAAAAUCUGUUUGUCCUCAUUAAAGAAGAAAACUCAAUCCGGAAUUUCAAAGUAUCUGGGUCGAGAUACAGAACUACUUGAAAAAUCGAUUGCUGUUGCCCAGUUAGCAUUGAGAAAUUUACAGUGGAGAACAUCUUCAUUAUUACAUGAAAUGAACUAUUAUGUUUCUAACUUACCAGAUAUUUUCAUGAGAACCUAUGGAAUUGGAGUAGCCAAUGACAAGGUUGGGGUUUAUGGAGCUCCUCAUCUUACUUCAAUCCAAGAAUUUUUCUUCAAGAAUCGAUUCAUUGAUUAUACAAAUGUUGAAAGAGUCACAGAAUUGUUGGAAGAGAAAAGCAAAGAGUUCUGGAAAAAGUAUUGGCAAGAAAAUGUUAAACGAAAUGCAGAACGGUUUAAUAAACAAGAUCCUAAUCAGGACGUUGAAAGUCGUAUCAAGGAAGGUGCAAUUGAAAAUUCAAUGGAUAUUCCAGAUAUUGCCUUGUCUACUCCCAAAAAAUCUAGACCUAAGAAGGAGUUCAGUUCACCUAAGGAAGAGCUUGAACGAGAAGUUGGCCAUUUGAAUUAUCAUAAUCAUAAUGAGACUGUUUCUUAUGAUAAAAUAAGAAGGGCAAAAGUGUUAGGAACAGCUUCGGCCAAACUAUCAUAUUUAGUUUCGAGACUUCUUGACCAUCAAGAAACCAAGAUAAAGUCUCUAGUGUUUUUUGAAUUUGAAGACUCUGCAUAUUACCUAACUGAAGCACUAGAUAUUCUUGGUAUAAACUAUAUCCUUUACGCUACAUCAAUAACACCAGCUCAAAGAGCCAAGAAUUUGGUGGAGUUUGCUAAUCACGAUGUUGAAGUGGACGGAGGGUUAAGUCUAAUUAUGGAUUUGAGGUUAGCUGCACAUGGUUUAACCAUUCUCUCGGCUACCAGAGUUUACUUCAUAAGCCCAGUAUGGUCACAAUCAAUUGAAGCACAAGCAAUCAAACGUGCCCACCGUAUUGGUCAAACAAAAGACGUUUAUGUCGAGACAUUGAUCUUGAAAGGAACAUUAGAAGAAGAAAUCUAUAAACGAAGAACAAAUGAUGUUGAGCAGGAACAACUUGGGCCUAACGGAGAGGAAACUAACGAAGAGGAACAGAAUGGAAGGGAUAAGCGAAGGUUUGUUAUUGAUGAUACUGGAAUGCAAGACACAAGAUCUGAACUUGAAUGAGUACUCCUCUUUCCUGUAUCCUAUUAUGAAUCAUAAUUGGGUUGAACCCAAACAAGAAGAAUCGAGUGAAUAUGCUUUAUUAAAACAUCAAUCUUUUACAAAUAGAGGACUAAAACAUUAUGAUAUGUAUUUGUUCAGUGAGGAAAGUCUUGUUAAGAGUAAUAAACUUCAAAGUGAACGGGCACGAACAAGAUCUGUAGCAGAGAUGACUGAAGUUUCUGAUCCUGCUAAUCCAAAUAAGCGGGUCAAAUUAGACAAGAUUCCAACUACAAGAAAACAGGUAAGGUUUUCAUAAGCUUGUAUGUAUUGUAAUGCAUAGAUUAUAAUUCUCUAACUAUGACUCGUGAAUCAGUAGAACAAGAAACUACAAUCUUUUGGUCUGGAUGAUAAUCAACAUCCACAACAGCACCUUCAUGGCCAUUGUACUUGCCGAUUAUCUCAUGCGAUCCCAAGUCCCAUUCUGUAACAUGGGCAUCUUCAGAACCUGAAACUAUGCGAAUAUUAUCAUUACUAAAACAUGCUCGAAUUAGUAAAUUUUCCUUUCCUGAAGGAGCACCAAUGUAUCCAUGUGUGUUUACACGGGGAAUGUUGGUAGGGACAAUGUCACUGGCAUUGUAUGUAAGAAUUGCACCGUUCAUUGACCGACUAAGUAGCAUGGUGUCAUCUUUACUUAUAGCCAAAGAAGUAACGGACGAGUGAUUGCCAUUCUCUUCCUUCCAUAAAGGUUUGUUGAGUACUCGAACAUCAUAUGCCGUAAUUGCAGGAUCUAUUCCACUUGUGUAAACAGUAUUUCCCUUGUGGUUAAAUACACAUGAUAACAAGGGAUAUUUGGUUUGAACAUUGGCUACUGGAUCUUUAAAUCGUAUAUCCCAAAACAACAAUUUCCCGUCAUCACCAACAGAUACAACAUGAUCAGAACAUGUAGUUACUUGGUUAAUCACACCUUCAUGCCCAGUACAUUUUCUCAACCUUCGUCCUGUAAACACGUCCCAAAAUCCAAUAGUUGAAUCAGCAGAUCCACUUACUAAGGUACCAUCAUCAAACAACCAACUCACAGAUAUUACUGAACCUUUGUGUCCAAGGAGCUCUAAGUAAUUUGGAUCAGGAUCUUCUGUAGAUGUAGGUAGGUUCCACAAUUGGAUAGUUUUGUCAUGUCCACCACUGGCUAUUUUGGUGCCUUCAUGAUUAAAUUUAGUACAGUAUACAGUUCCCUGGUGCCCGUUUUCAAGCACUACAGUGGAGCUGUACAAUAUACGUGUUGAUUCUUGUAUGUUAGGUGCAUUUGUAUCAUCAAUGCUUCUUCGUUGUCUCUUUGCCACCGACAUUAGUAGUUCGUUGGCCUCCUUAAUAGUAAUUGAAGAAUUAUGGUCAUCCUGUUAUUUUUUUGUGAGCCGCAUUUGGUGCUGGGAGUAGACGGGGGGCUUAGACUUUGAGAUCUAAAGAAUUUCCAGUGCAACUAGCUGUUAGUUGAGCAGCUGUCUCUCAAGGUAGGUUAUCUCGUUAUUGGACAAAGACUUUAAUGACUCAUAAAUUAGGCUUAUCCUGUAAAAUCACAAACUAGUUUCAAGAGAUGAAAUUGAGAUUACCAUCGGUACCUUCGGAAGUUAGUGCUAUCAGAUCUGAUUUCCUGAAGAGGAGAAGUUUUGCCCUUUGUAUUGUUUGAAGAAACUAAACAUUGCUCCUGGACCGGUCCAUGUGAGUCACCAUUUUCAAAUAACAUAGUCACUACUUGAUAAUAGAAAAAAAAAUUAUGGCUCAAUGCAUAUUGAAAUACAACGGACUCAAAUGAACCCUAAUCCGAUAAAAUGACGAAAUCUAAACCACAAAUCAUACUUAAUUAGGUUAAAUAUAAUUACAUGGUACAUUAUUGGUCAUAAUAUUUACAAUUAUAAACUGCUUGACCACAUAAAUUUUGAAUACACUUCCGCUCUAUAAUAGUGGCUUUCCCAUUCUAUUUCUAUUAACCGAACCGCCUGGAGAGAGAGUGGCUUACUUGGGAGCGGGCUUGUUUGGGACUAAUUUACCAAACCACAAGUUGUAAUUAGCAAUUUUUAAGUGAUUCGUAUAAAUAUGGCUGAAGAAAUUAAGGGGUGGGUGAGAAUAAGCCACAUCCUAUUCUCAUUAUAGUUUUAUUUUCCCGGAAUACUUGCCAAGUUGACCGAAUAAUUGUACCCUAUUUUGCUAGCUCCAUUUUUCCUUUGUUAUAUUAUCCAGAUCUUUUUAACAGGUUGUAUUUGAUUAUAAUUAGUAUAUUUACUGGCCCUGGGCUGCUCAUAAGAAUGUGUGGAUCUUGGCGGUUUCUAAGUUUCUGACGUAUUUUUUGUCAAAUCUUGGCAUUUUCCAUACCAACAGCCUCACUUUGUUUCACUUCGAUUAAACGUUAUCAAAAUUGGGUUCUAUUCCAAAUUCCUUGGCAAUAUCGCAAUUAUUCCCUAAUAUUUAUCACAAUUCACUUUUUGGAUCUGAUGUUGUCAAUGGAAUGCCGUUUUCUUUACUCCAUUGUAAUUUGCAGCCGCACUUUCAAAUCUUUGUUUAUUUUUCUCGGCAUGCUCAUUUGUUAUUUGCAGCCACAAUUAAAUCUUUAUUAGUCAUCCACCACACCUCAACCCCCAUAGUUUAGACCUUAAUUGUAUGGUACUCAAUGUACAAUGCUGCAGAUUAAUAUGUAUUCAAUUUACUAUAGUACAUUCUCUAUUAUGAAACCAUCCCCGUGAUUGAACUAAAUGUCGGAUAUGAAAAAUUAUAAAUACCGUUGGGAAUAACCUUUGUAAAAUAGCAAUGUCUUCUUUAUAUAAGCUGUAUACAAUGACUCGUAAUUCUACUGAAAUAUAUCCU
This is a messenger RNA of Spathaspora passalidarum NRRL Y-27907, 6231 nucleotides long. RefSeq lists its product as uncharacterized. Gene Ontology annotation, molecular function: ATP binding; ATP-dependent chromatin remodeler activity. Lineage: Eukaryota; Fungi; Ascomycota; Pichiomycetes; Serinales; Debaryomycetaceae. The record is from RefSeq and is a predicted model, not a curated record. The coding region runs from base 31 to 3396 and encodes 1121 amino acids. The transcript is spliced from 3 exons.